Dendrobium catenatum is the source of this 1554-nucleotide messenger RNA. RefSeq lists its product as uncharacterized. The transcript has 5 exons. The record is from RefSeq and is a predicted model, not a curated record. Bases 378 to 1055 code for a protein of 225 amino acids. NCBI's taxonomy places the organism in Eukaryota, Viridiplantae, Streptophyta, Magnoliopsida, Asparagales, Orchidaceae.
CUGAUUAAACGGAUGUCGAUUAUAUCGAAUGAGGAGAGAGAGGGAGAGAGAAGCCAUGGGAGAGGGCGAGAAGGGGUAGUAUAAAAAUGACUCUUCGGAGUUCGGAUAGAUAGGGGGAGGGAGAGAGAGAUUCCUGCGAUCAAUCUGAUCGAACCUCCAUUGCUUUCUUCCUAGUUCUGGAAGUGGAGAGGAGAGAUGGGAGUUUGUUGAUUAAUCUUUUUCGAAGAGCUGAGGGUUUUUCUCUGAGACGAGAGGUUCUCUUCUCCACAUCUCUUUAUUUGAUCAUUGAUUUCAGCAAAGCUAAGAAAUUGGGUGUUUGAACCUAGGCGACUUGAACUGCUGCAGAUUUGGGGACUUGAGGAUACGCGCGAGGGCGGAUGGACCGGUAUCAUUACCACACGCGCGCUGGAUGUGGAGCAGGCGGUAAGAGCACCGGCGGAGCAGCGUCUCCUUUGGAGGGGCCAGAAUUGCUUUUAGGUUGGGGAAAGCGAAAGCGGGUCAGGUGCGUUAAGUUCUCCCGAAAGAAAUCCGCCGUCGCCGUCGCUUCCGCCGCCGUCAUUGGGCAAAAAGUCAUGGCAACUCCGAUGGACCGCCAAGCCGUCCAAUCCGAGAAGGAGCAAGCCGCCCCUGGCUCUCGCCGAAACUCUUCGGCGAGCCAUCGCGUUUUGAGGAAUUUGGAUGGAAAUGGGGGGACGAGAGGGGGAGAGAGAUCGUCGCCGCCUGAGGCGGUGAACGGCGGAGGUGGGCCGUGGGGUUCGUCGGAGAAGGGUGGAUCGUCGUCGGGGAGCGAGGGGGCGGCAUGGCCGAGGAUCGAAAUUGCGUUGACGACGCAGGAGAAAGAAGAGGAUUUCAUGGCCUUCAAGGGGACCAAGCCCUCACUCCGGCCCAAGAAACGGGCCAAGCCCAUCCAAAAGAACGUUAACCUGAUGAGCCCGGGUACAUGGCUAUGUGAUCUGUCACUGGAAAGAUAUGAAGUUCGAGAGAAGAAAACCUCCAAAAAGCAGAGGCCCAGAGGUUUGAGAGCUAUGGGAAGCAAGGAUAGUGAUUCUGAAUAAAUAGUGGUACGCAUAGCACAGAAUGAAAGAAAUAUUUGUGAAGAGGAAUAGCUAAAGCUUCGUUUGGAUCGGCUUUCUUACUGCUUCGUAAAGCAGUUUUUUAUUACAACCGCUGCUUUAAGAAGCAGUAAGAAAUCCGUCCCAAACGAAGCCUAACUGAAGGAUUAGCUGCAUUCUGGGCUUUGGCGCGCAAGGGGAAACUACAACAGCCAAAGUUAGCUUGCAGUGGAUACAAGUGAUGCGUGAAUCAGGAAUCAUCUGCACAGAGACAGAGAGGAAGAGAGCAUCCUCUUGUUAAACUCUGCAAAAUAAAGCAACAUCAAAGCUUAAUAUACCAUCUCUUUUAGCCUUCUUUUAUUUUUUUCUUUUGUCUUUUGGUCAAGUAAAUCGCAAUAUGAUCGGAAUUAGAUAGGAAUGUUUUGUAACAACUUGAUCAUUUCCUAGUUUCUGCUACCUGCUUGCUAAAGUUAUAUACCAAUACACGGCUCGAAUUAAAUAA